AUGAGCGAGGUGUGUGUCCGGGUGGCGCUCCGUGUCCGGCCCCUGCUCCCCAGAGAAGUCCUCCACAACCACCAGGUGUGUGUGCGGCUGGUCCCGGGCUCCUCUCAGGUGAUGCUCGGCUCGGACCGACUCUUCUCCUUCGACCACGCGUUUGGACCGACAGCCAGCCAGGACGAGGUGUACGAGUCCUGCGUCCAGCCGCUGGUGGAGUCCCUGGUGGACGGACACAAUGCCACCGUCUUCUGCUACGGACAGACAGGCUCAGGGAAGACAUACACACUCGGAGGAGGGAACCUCCUGGAUGAAGAGGGAGGGAUUAUUGACCGUGUGGCCCAGGAUGUGUUCCUGUUGCUGGGGGAGAAGAGGCAGGAUGGUGAUGGUGAUGGUGUGGAAGCCACGGUGCGGGUCUCAUAUAUUGAGCUGUACAGGGAGGAACUGCGAGACCUGCUGGAGCUGCACACCAUUCAUAAAGAGCUUCAUAUCAGAGAGGAUGAGAGGGGAAACACAGUGGUGAUGGGAGCCAAAGAGAUAGUUGUGACCUCAGCAGAGGAGUUACUAGGUGUUCUAGAGACGGGCAAUGCCCUGCGCCACACUGGCACCACAGGGAUGAACGAGCACUCCAGUCGCUCUCACGCCAUCCUCACCCUUCAGCUUAUCCAGCGUUGCCACAGCAGCACCAACAGCUCCUCCUUAAAAUUUGCCCGCUCUUCCAAACUCUGCCUGGUUGACCUCGCAGGCUCAGAGCGAGCUGGGAAAACUGGAAACACUGGGACAAGACUCAAAGAGUCUGCUCAUAUCAACACAGACCUUCUCGCACUGGGCAAUGUCAUCCGUGCCCUCUCUGACCCGGGUCGAAAUCGCCGUGGCAACAGCUGCAACAGUGCACACAUACCGUACCGCGAUGCCAAGAUCACCCGUCUCCUCCGCGACUCACUGGGAGGCACCGCUCACACGUUGAUGGUGGCGUGUGUGAGCCCCUCUCACCACAGUGUAGCUGAGACUCUGAGCGUCCUGCAGUUUGCAUCCAAGGCUCGUCACAUCCGUAACCGUCCUGGAGCUGUAUCUGCUCAUACAGAGGUGAAAUCAUGUCCUACCACCUGGGACCCUGGUGAGGCUCGACUGGGAGAACUGGAGUAUGAAGUGCAGACACUGAGAGAGCUGCUGAAAGACAAGGAGAGAGAGAUGGAAAGGGAGAGGACAGGUGGAGGAGCUGGAGAGGUGGACAGCUUCAGGCAGCCCAGUCAGAUGAGGAUGUCUGAUCCAGAUAAGAAGGUGAACCAAGAGGAACCGUCGCGGUAUUGCCUCCUGGCACAGGAAGCUGCUGUCCUGCUGGCAGAUGUCCCUAACUUCGCUUCAAGUCAUUCUUUUAGGCAGCGGCUGCAGGAUUGGCAGGAGAGACUGACGGCGGUCAAUCACUCAAAUCAAGUUGAUGAUGAGAAGGAUCAACCCCACCAUGUCACCAUGUUAAAGCUCAGAGAAGAACUCAACAAAUGCAAGGAAGCUCUCACCAUAGAGGAACAGCUAUUGGAGCAGAAAGAUGCAGAGCUGAGACAGGUCCAAAACGAAGUAGAGAAGCUUCUUCAAGAGCGCAAAAUCCACAUUCAGGCUUUGGAGGAAGAAAAGGAACGUAAUCGUAUACAGACUGAACAACUUGUGGACCAGCAGAUCCUGAUCAAUCGUCUUCGCAGCGACCUCGUGACCUUUAGGGGUGCAACCUCAGGGGCUUCUGGGAACUCAGGCAAUAGACCCCACAGUGUCCCUCUGAUCGGACACAGCUAUGGACACGGACCUCCCAGGAGGAUUCACUCCAGUCCGCCCGCCUAUUCACUGGAGAGGGUGAUGGCAGCCUUUAAGAUGCGCAGUCAUCUCCUGCUGGCUGAGAUUGAGGAGAAGGAUGAGGUGUACUGUCCAUUCAUAAAACGACAGGCAGCAGAGAGCAAAGACAGGGAUCAAGAGCAGGAGGAGGACGAGGAGGAGGAGGUGGAGGAUGAUGAUAUCUCUGUGGGCAGAAUAGGAUUUAGGCGUUCUUUAAACCGAACAUGGACCAGCCGGCAGAAGAAAUCAGCUCUGAUACAGAAGGACUCUGGACCAAACCAAACGUCUGAUGGAAAUCCAUCAGUACAGCAGCCUCAGCAAGCCACAGGGACCAAGGAAAACUACAGCAAGCAAAGCCAUAUGAGGAAGACAAGACUAAGAGCCAGCACUACUCAGAGAAGGAUCCAAGAUCUGUCUGUAAACAUGCGCAUGAAAGAGGAGCUCAUCAAAGAGCUCAACAAAACCGACAAGGAGACCCAAGCAGUGGGCAGACAUGGCAGGGACAGUGGUGAUAGUGGCAGAGAAGCCGGCGUGUUGGCAAGACUUUCCAUGCAGAGCCAGCAGGUCCGAGCCGAGGUGUACCGCAGCCUGCAGCACAUGAGACUGCAGAGAUCACAGCUUCAGAGCAGCCUCCGGCAGCAGAGAGAGACCAACAACAACAAUGAAGAACGUGACCAAAAUGGGGAGCAAAGGGCGGAAGAUUUGACUGUGUGCAAAAGGAAUAACCAGGAAGAGUUAAAGGAAAAGCUGCGUGACUGUGUUUGGCUGGAAGAAGAGGAGGAGCGGGUGUUUCAGAAGAGAGCAGAGCUGCAGGAGCUGGAGGAGGAGCUGAGGAGGAGAGAGGAGGUGCUCCUGCGCAGAGAGGCCUGUGUGCAACAGAAAAACAAACUGGAGAUCAAGAUGCUCCGCUCCAGUCAGGCUCUGGGUCAGGACCUGCUGCGUGUGUCGGUGCGGUUGGAGUCUGUGGAGGAGCAGCUGCAGAGCAGCAGCGGAGUGAGGCAGACUGGAGGAGUCACCAUGGAAGAACUGGAGAAAGAGAGACACGCGCUUAGAAAAAGGAGAGACACUCUGGACAGCCAGCUGAAGGACAACAGACUGCUCACUGUGAAGGAGGAGCAUUCCCUGCUUCAGCUGGAAGAAGCUAUUGAAGCUCUGGACGCAGCUCUGGAGUUUAAAAACCGCUCCAUCCAGGACAAACAAGAGCAGUUGCUAAUCACAGACUCCUAUUUGCAUCAGUCACAAAGCUCUGAUCCCGCCCAACUCUGUGAUGUCAUCAGGAAGCUGAAGGGGCUCCAGCCACCUGAGGCUUCGGAGCUGCUCGUCAAAUAUUUCAACAAGGUUGUUUGUCUUCGUGAGGCGGAGCGCCAUUUGCGUUUGCAUUGUGAAGAGCUGGAGCUUCAAGCUGGAGAGCAAGAGGCGGUGCUGAGGGAGAUGGAGGUCGCCAUGCAACGCCUGGCCCUGGAUGCAGACCGCAGGCUCACCCAGCAGCACCAAGAUCACCAAAACAACAUCCAGCUGCUGCUGCAGAAACUUAAAGAGGGUUGUUCAGGAGAGGCACAGCAGGCUAUCGAAGACAGACUGCAGCAUCUGGAGAAAGAGCUGUUUUUCUACAAAAGCUCCAGCCGGCAGCUGAAAAAGAAACUCAAAGAGCUUGUCAGUGACGCCCUACACCCCGACGAUCAGCCCACACACACACAAACACACAAUGUGCAGAUACACGCAAGUGCAAACGAACCCCACACGCACACUGAAGAGGUACAGACAAGGACACAUAUUGCAACAACAUACACAAAGAUACACUCUGAGCAAACAGACAAAAAGAGACAUGCACACCAAACCCCCCGUCCCUCCUCAUCUUCUGACCUCCAAGCACGUAAAACGACAAACAUGCCUGAAUACAACCAGACACGCACACAGUCCCAGGGGAGGAGUGAAAGGGGGGCUGGUCGCUUCGGGGAAAGUUUAGAGAUGACACAAGUCCGUUUGUGUCGCAGAGAGCUGAGACAGAUUUCCCCAGCUGACCUGCAGGUCGGUAGCUCUGCCACAAGGAGGCGACAGUCUGUUGUGGAUACCAGCGCUGAGUCAAUACUAGAGGACUCCAUAGAAGUGUCCAGAAACUCUGACAGAUGAUGUUAUGAUUGUGCCUAUGAGUCACUUGGGAGCAGCAGUGUGUACAUCAGAUUCCAGUUGGGUGCUAACAAACAGAGGAAAAUAUGUGUCAUGAAUAAGCUAUGACAACAACUCAUUGGAUGUGAAUGAAACAUUCCCCUCAUCUUGAGUAUCUUGUGAAAAUGUUCAUGUAUUGUUUGUUGGAAAAUACGUAAUUUAAGGACCCUGUGGGGCUUUGAGGUCAGUGAGAAGCACCACACAAGCCCAUUAAAUUACUCAAAAUACUGGUGUAUAUUUAAUGCAUGUCCAUAUUCACAAUAUACAACAGAAUGAGAAGAAUGUGUGUUGAGUUAAGCAGGUUUUGUCCUCAGUUUUUUCUUUAUAAAUUGUCCUUUGUUAAACAUGCCCACACUGCUGUCAAUGUAAUGCCACCAAAUAGUGAAACCACAAAAGAGGAGAACUGCAGAGUUCAUGUACGGAGGAGAAGAAGAAAGUGACUGAAAUGUGGUUGAUAUUGAAAUGUCUUCAGUGUGAACCAGUUCAGUCUCUCGUCAUAGCACUGACCUUCUAUUUAUCCGUCUUCCAUGGUGGUCAUAGAUUUCCCAGAUUCUGUCUAUGCUGACUAUUGAGGAGUUUUGCCAUUCAUUCAGAGAAGAAAGGCCAGUGUUGUCAUGACAACAGACUUAACCUGAUAAAUGACACCUACAGAGAGGAAUUUCCAAUAACUUGGCCAUGUUUUUACACUGGAAAAUAGAGAGAAACUUCCCAUUUUGUGAUUAUAGAUUUUUGUUUCAGCUCUUGCCACAUCCAAAAACAACACUGCACAUUUUCAAUUGGAUCUUAAAUUUCAUGCUCUUGUCCUAGAUAUAAAGACAUAAAACAUGGUUGAGAAAUGUGUACAUUGUGUAAAAAUGGGGUAUUUAAUGCAAAAAGCAGCACUUUUCUGAUAUUAUUUCUCCAGUCAUAAUACAGUAUCUCACUUUACGGUUAUCACCAACUGCAUCCACUAAAUUGGUUCUCCCCUUUUUACAAACACUAUUAGUUUGAAAGAUACAAUAAGUUAGAUAAAAUGUGUUCUUCAACCUUUUGUUAAAUGUAAUCAAAUAGUGCCUUGUGAAGGGAAGUGCCUUGUCUUUCACUGUUUCAGCACUGUUUAGCACUUAAAAUGGCCAGUAAACAGUAAUAUAAAGCUUGGCAGUGUUUUUAUGCAUUUGUUUUUUGAUACAAAUUCUUUAUAUCUGUGUGCACUAUGUAGUUAUAUGUUGAUUGCUGUGUAAAUUAUAAUUUUUUUAUAUGGGUAUUAAACUUACUAAGAUUCA
Sebastes umbrosus (honeycomb rockfish) is the source of this 5243-nucleotide messenger RNA. Its product is annotated as kinesin-like protein KIF27. The transcript is spliced from 15 exons. The record is from RefSeq and is a predicted model, not a curated record. Lineage: Eukaryota; Metazoa; Chordata; Actinopteri; Perciformes; Sebastidae. Gene Ontology annotation, biological process: mitotic spindle organization; microtubule-based movement. Gene Ontology annotation, molecular function: ATP binding; microtubule motor activity; microtubule binding. The coding region runs from base 1 to 3945 and encodes 1314 amino acids.